Messenger RNA from Lactuca saligna, 1200 nucleotides. NCBI's taxonomy places the organism in Eukaryota, Viridiplantae, Streptophyta, Magnoliopsida, Asterales, Asteraceae. The record is from the annotation of a GenBank genome assembly.
AUGAACAAACGUUCAUUCAAAUACGCCUGGGUGCUCGACAAACUGAAAGCCGAGCGUGAACGUGGUAUCACCAUCGAUAUCGCUCUCUGGAAAUUCGAGACCAACAAGUACUACUGCACAGUCAUCGACGCUCCCGGCCAUCGUGAUUUCAUCAAGAACAUGAUCACCGGAACCUCCCAAGCCGACUGCGCCGUCCUCAUCAUCGACUCCACCACCGGUGGCUUCGAAGCUGGUAUCUCCAAAGAUGGUCAAACCCGUGAACACGCUCUCCUCGCUUUCACUCUCGGUGUCAAACAAAUGAUCUGUUGCUGCAACAAAAUGGACGCCACCACCCCGAAAUACUCAAAAGCCAGAUACGAUGAAAUCAUGAAGGAAGUCUCAACCUACCUCAAGAAAGUCGGUUACAACCCUGACAAAAUCCCAUUCGUCCCAAUCUCUGGAUUCGAAGGUGACAACAUGAUUGAAAGGUCAACAAAUCUCGAUUGGUACAAAGGUCCAACUCUCCUCGAAGCUCUUGACCAAAUCAACGAGCCAAAACGUCCCACAGACAAACCACUUCGUCUCCCACUUCAAGACGUUUACAAAAUCGGUGGAAUUGGAACUGUUCCAGUCGGGCGGGUCGAAACCGGUAUCAUCAAACCCGGAAUGGUCGUCACUUUUGGCCCAACCGGUCUAACAACUGAAGUCAAGUCCGUUGAAAUGCAUCAUGAAGCUUUGUUGGAAGCUCUACCAGGUGACAAUGUUGGAUUCAAUGUGAAGAAUGUUGCUGUGAAGGAUAUCAAGCGUGGGUAUGUCGCUUCGAAUUCUAAAGAUGAUCCUGCUAAAGGUGCUGCGAGUUUCACUUCUCAGGUGAUUAUCAUGAACCACCCGGGUCAGAUUGGAAACGGGUAUGCUCCGGUGUUGGAUUGCCACACGUCUCAUAUCGCUGUGAAGUUUGCUGAGAUUUUGACAAAGAUUGAUAGAAGGUCUGGGAAGGAGAUUGAGAAGGAGCCGAAGUUUUUGAAGAAUGGUGAUGCUGGAAUGGUGAAGAUGAUGCCGACUAAGCCUAUGGUGGUGGAGACGUUUUCUGAGUAUCCGCCGUUGGGGAGGUUUGCUGUGAGGGAUAUGAGGCAGACGGUGGCUGUUGGUGUUAUCAAGAGUGUCGAUAAGAAGGAUCCUACUGGUGCUAAGAUCACCAAGGCUGCUGCGAAGAAGAAAUGA